UAAGAAAUUAAAAAUUAGGUCGUCUUCUUAUCUGUGUGUUGUAAAACCCCAAAUCCCCAAUACAUACAACACAAUACAACACGCCCAAUCAAAUCAAAUCACAAACCCUAAUUCUCCUUCUUCAAAAUCCAAUCAAUCAAUCAAUCAAUAAUCCCCCUUUCCAAUCACAACAUCAACUCUUCACCUUCACGAUCUUCUUCCAGAACCUUCUCAAUCAAUCUCAGAAUCUCAAUUCCCCCAAAUUAGGGUUUCCAAUUUCAAAAUCUCAUAUCAAACAAUUGCGCAAUUCUGGCGCCUGUACACGCUAUGUAAUGGCGGAUUCGCCAGGUGUCCGCCACGUAUUCCAAUUCCUUAAUAUACUUUUACUGUCAUCUUCUUUGUUGUUUAUUAAAUUAGGGUUAGGGUCUGUUCGAAUUAGGGUUUGUUUGUUGUUGUUUUAAUUACAAGUAUGCUGAGUGUGCUGAGAGUGCACCUUCCGUCCGAUAUUCCGAUUGUGGGCUGUGAGCUUUCGCCGUACGUGCUUAUACGUCAUCCUGAUAAGACUGUUUCUACUGAAGAUGUUCCUGAAUCUGCGCCAGUUGAGGGUUGUUUUUUGAGAUAUAAGUGGUAUCGCAUACAGAGUGAUAAAAAAGUUGCUAUCUGUAGUGUACAUCCAUCCGAACAAGCCACUUUGCAGUGUUUAGGCUGUGUUAAAGCCAAGAUACCCGUUGCUAAAAGCUACCAUUGCACUCCAAAAUGUUUUUCUGAUGCAUGGCAACACCAUCGUGUAUUACACGAGCGUGCUGCCAGUGCCGUUAACGAGAACGGAAACGAAGAGGAGGAUAUUUAUGGGCGAUUCAAUAAUACAACAUCCGGGAUAAACAAUAAUAACAACAGUAAUACAAGUGUACAACCUGUUGUCAACGGUACAACGCCAUUAUAUCCCGCUGCAGUUACACAAAGAAACGGUGGUGAAACUUGGUUUGAAGUCGGGCGUUCGAAAACAUACACACCAACAGCAGAUGAUAUCGGCCAUGUUCUUAAAUUCGAGUGUGUUGUGGUAGACUCAGAGACAAAAACGCCUGUCGGACAACCAAACACUAUACUAACAUCUCGUGUGAUUCCUGCUCCAUCACCGAGUCCAAGGCGGUUGAUUUCCGUCACCAAUGCUGACGUGGCAGGCCAUUUGGAUUCAUCUUCGGGAACUUUUACUGUGCUUUCGUAUAAUGUUUUAUGUGAUUCGUAUGCUACUAGUGAUUUGUAUGGUUAUUGUCCUUCGUGGGCCCUCUCUUGGCCUUACCGCAGGCAGAAUUUGUUAAGAGAAAUCGUUGGCUACCUUGCAGACAUUGUUUGUCUUCAAGAGGUUCAAAGUGACCAUUUUGAAGAAUUUUUUGCACCCGAGCUCGACAAACACGGAUAUCAGGCGCUUUUUAAGAGGCGAACUACUGAGGUUUACAAUGGCAGUAAUCAGACUAUUGACGGAUGUGCUACAUUUUUUCGCAGAGAUAGAUUCUCACACGUGAAAAAAUACGAGGUUGAGUUCAAUAAAGCCGCACAAUCUUUAACCGACGCUUUGGUUCCUAAUGCACAGAAGAAAACCGCUUUAAAUCGACUGGUCAAGGAUAAUGUUGCAUUAAUUGUCGUUCUAGAAGCAAAGUUCAGUAACCAAGGUGUGGAUAAUCUUGGGAAGCGACAACUUGUUUGUGUGGCAAAUACUCAUGUGAACGUGCAGCAUGACCUAAAGGAUGUGAAACUGUGGCAGGUUCACACACUGUUAAAAGGACUCGAAAAGAUAGCCGCCAGUGCAGAUAUUCCAAUGUUAGUGUGUGGUGACUUCAAUUCAGUUCCCGGAAGUGCUCCACAUGCCCUUCUUGCAAUCGGAAAAGUUGAUCCAAUGCAUCCAGAUUUAGCUGUAGACCCUCUUGGAAUUCUACGACCUGCCACCAAACUUACUCACACUCUCCCCUUGGUUAGCGCAUACUCGUCGUUUGCUAGAAUUGGUUAUGAGCAACAGAAAAAGAGAGUGGACCCUAAUACAAACGAACCCUUGUUUACAAAUUGCACAAGAGACUUUAUCGGCACCCUUGAUUACAUAUUCUACUCUGCUGAUAGUUUGACGGUGGAGUCAUUGUUGGAGCUUUUGGAUGAAGAUAAUUUGAGGAAAGAUACAGCACUUCCUUCUCCAGAGUGGUCAUCUGAUCACAUUGCACUCUUAGCUGAGUUUCGGUGCAAGCCACGCACUAGACGUUAACGCUUUUAGGUUGAAUAAUGGUGAUAGAAGUGAAGGGAAACCAAUGUAAGUGAAAAGUGUGAAAAAAGUAGAUUUUGUAGGGAAUUUGUGCAAUGAUCUACUACUCUGUAUCAUGCUACCUUUGACUCAGGAAAAUCAAUCGUUUUAAUAGAAAUAUAAUUUCAGCAGUUUAACUUAGUCGUGACCCAUGAGUUGAAGUUUUCUCGUGGAGCAGGUGUUUCAAUGGUGGGGGGAAAUAGAGGAAUGAAAGAUGUGUGACACUUUUUGUUUGUUACUAUUUAAAUUCGUUACAUACGGCCCAGUUUGAAUUGAAUACAAAAGUUUUAAUGACAUUUCGUUUUUUGUUCUUGUUUCA
Molecule: messenger RNA, 2585 nt
Organism: Helianthus annuus (common sunflower)
Lineage: Eukaryota; Viridiplantae; Streptophyta; Magnoliopsida; Asterales; Asteraceae
Product: carbon catabolite repressor protein 4 homolog 1
Exons: 10
Coding region: 449-2230 (593 amino acids)
Biological process (GO): nuclear-transcribed mRNA poly(A) tail shortening
Cellular component (GO): cytoplasm; nucleus; CCR4-NOT complex
Molecular function (GO): poly(A)-specific ribonuclease activity
Source: RefSeq, a predicted model, not a curated record